AUGUAUGACUAUUCCUUGUUUAGUAAGCAAACUGGAGAGUCCAUUGUAUACAUAGCAGUGUAUGUUGAUGAUAUUGUAGUUACAGGAACUGACACUGAGGAAAUUACAGACCUGAAAACAUUCUUGAACAAUAAUUUCAAAAUAAAAGAUUUGGGGAAACUACAUUAUUUCUUGGGUUUGGAAAUCCUCUACAAAGAUGAUGGUGUCAUAGUCUCCCAAAGAAAAUUCACUCUUGACUUGUUAAAAGAGUAUCACUGUGCAGACUAUAGUAGUUUUAGUUCUCCAUUGGAUCCUACUAUGAAGCUCAAAGCCAAAGAAGGGAAAAAAUUAACAGAUCCUACUUACUAUAGGAAGCUGAUAGGAAAGUUCAAUUUCCUCACCAACACUAGAUUGGACAUAGCUUAUAGUGUGCAACACUUAAGCCAGUUCAUGGAUGAUCCCAGGAAACUACACUUGACAGCAGCUUUUUAUCUACUUAGAUACCUGAAGAAGGAUCCCACCUUAGGCAUUUUCUUAUCUAAAGAUCAAGAUUACACAAUCAAGGCAUAUUGUGACUCAGAUUGGGCAGCAUGCCCAGAUUCCAGAAAAUCUGUAACUGGCUACCUUGUGUUGAUGGGAAACAGUCCAAUAAGUUGGAAAUCAAAGAAACAAGACACUAUCUCCCUCUCCUCAGCAGAAGCAGAGUAUAGAGCCUUAAGAAAGGUAGUGGGAGAAUUGGUAUGGCUCAGUCGAUUGUUUGAAGAACUUUCAGUACCAUCUCCCAAGCCAAUUGCUGUGUUUUGUGACAGCCAAUCAGCUAUACACAUAGCCAGGAACCCUGUAUUUCAUGAGAGAACUAAACAUAUAGAAGUUGACUGUCACUUUGUACGACAUAAGCUGCAGGAAGGGCUGAUCUCAUUACAUCAUGUGGGAACAACAAAUCAACUAGUUGAUGUUCUAACAAAGGCACUGACAGGAGUUCGACAUUCAGCUGCUCUACACAAGUUGGCAGUGUUUUCCACACCACCAACUUGA
Nicotiana attenuata is the source of this 1014-nucleotide messenger RNA. RefSeq lists its product as uncharacterized. Lineage: Eukaryota; Viridiplantae; Streptophyta; Magnoliopsida; Solanales; Solanaceae. The record is from RefSeq and is a predicted model, not a curated record. The transcript has a single exon. Bases 1 to 1014 code for a protein of 337 amino acids.